AUGUCUGAAUUUUCUUACCCGUCAAAGAAAACAACUCCUCACAACUUCUCUAUUCUUCUUCUCUCUGACUUUCAUCUCUUCUGUUCAUUUGCCAUCUCUCACCCUCUCUACUUCUCUUACCUCAUCUUCUUCUCUCCUUACCUUCUCAAACUCCUCUCCUUCCUUUCUCCUCUCUUCAUCACCACCUCUCUCCUCGUACUCCUUGUUCUCUUCACUGUCUCUCCUGAUACUGUCAGUGACAGCAGUACUAGUCAUCCUGAGUUGUCUGAAUCCAAGGCGAGUUUCCUUCUGUCUGCAUAUAAAACCAUUGUAGAUAAAUUAAGGUCUGAAGUAGAGAAUGAGGACCAUGAGUUCUACUGCUUUGAGGAGCUUGAAGUGUACAAGAUUGUGUUUGAGACCUCUGAUCCUGAAAACAGAGAAAACCCAGAUGAAGUCUUGGAAAUGGGAGAUAAGGAAGAUCCUCUAGCAAGUUCAGAAACACAAUCUGACAAGUAUUUCGAUCCUGAAGGUUUUGAUGGUGAUCUGGGUGAAAAUUCAGUAGUAGGAGAUAGUCAGAGCUUAAGGGGAUUCUUGAAUCAGAAGCAAGAGUUGGAAGAUCUCUGCAAAAAGCAAGAAAAGGAAGUCAAACCACUCGGUGUUGAGUCCAAUAAAGUCGAAGAAACAUCCGUGGUAAGCGGAUCCAAUGCAGUAGGCAAUAAAAUAAUCAGUGAAGCAAAAGUGAAUGUCUAUAAUGGUGAAGACUAUGCAAAUUCUACAAAAUUAGGAGCUGAUCUUUGGAGUACAAAUGGUGAUUACUCAUCCAAAGUGAUUGAGAAUUCUGAAAUGAAUCUUGGGAGUUCUGGGUCGAUGAGGAAGGAAAAAGAGUGGAGGAGGACAUUGGCGUGCAAGCUUUUGGAGGAGCGGCACAAUGUCGAUGGAUCAGGUGGUGGUGGUGGUGGUGAAGGGAUGGAUAUGCUUUGGGAGACAUAUGAGGCCAAUGAUUCAACAAAAGUGCAGACAAAGAGUGACAAAAAGAAGACUAGUACUAAUGGCAGAAGUAUUAAAGAGUGUUGUGAGGAUGAAGAAGAGGAAGAUUAUGAUGAUGAGCAAUUAUGUUGCUUACAAGCUUUGAAGUUGUCAGCUGGGAAGAUGAAUUUGGGUAUGGGAAGGCCUAAUCUUCUCAAGAUUUCUAAAGCUUUCAAAGGCAUUGGAUGGUUGCAUCAUCUCACCAAGAUUCGCAAGAAGGCUUACCAUUGA
Tripterygium wilfordii is the source of this 1236-nucleotide messenger RNA. RefSeq lists its product as uncharacterized. Lineage: Eukaryota; Viridiplantae; Streptophyta; Magnoliopsida; Celastrales; Celastraceae. The record is from RefSeq and is a predicted model, not a curated record. Bases 1 to 1236 code for a protein of 411 amino acids. The transcript has a single exon.